Messenger RNA from Acanthamoeba castellanii str. Neff, 531 nucleotides. RefSeq names its product histone H3(2), putative. The transcript is spliced from 4 exons. The coding region runs from base 1 to 531 and encodes 176 amino acids. Gene Ontology annotation, molecular function: protein heterodimerization activity; DNA binding; structural constituent of chromatin. NCBI's taxonomy places the organism in Eukaryota, Discosea, Longamoebia, Acanthamoebidae. Gene Ontology annotation, cellular component: nucleosome. The record is from RefSeq and is a predicted model, not a curated record.
AUGCCCUCCUCGUCGAGCAGCUCCUCGGCAGCUGCCUCGGGUGGCCCACCUAGUGGGGAGACGACGAGUCCGGAGCGGCGAGGGCGGAAGAGCUCCACCCCCACCAAAAACGCGAGCGUGAGCAGCCCCCGAAGCCGACAGAUGGCACGAAAAUCAACCGGUGCUGCCAGGCCAGCGACGUCGUCCUCCUCGUCCUCCACCCCGCCAGAAAAGAAAAAGCGAAAGUUUCGACCUGGCGCGAAAGCCCUACGCGAGAUACGCAAAUACCAGCGCACCACCGACCUCCUCAUCCCCAAGAUGCCCUUCGCCCGCCUGAUCAAGGAGGUUGCGUCCAACGUCUCGUAUGGACUGGAGCCCUUCCGCUGGCAAGCCCAAGCGCUGCUCGCCCUCCAGGAGUCUGCCGAGCACUACCUCACCCUCCUCUUUGAAGACGCUAACCUCUGUUGCAUCCAUGCCAAGCGGGUCACCAUCAUGACCAAAGACAUCCAGCUCGCGCGACGAAUACGCGGCCCACGAGAAGCCCUCUUCUGA